UCUUGGAACAAACAAUGAACCAAUCAAAUGGAUGAACUGAUAUCUCACGAAUGUCCCACUGCGCAAGGUCUGGUUUAAAGGUGGGUACUCCUGCACUUCAUCCGGCAGCUGGGGCAGAUUACCAAAGUGAAGCAGUAUACAAGUGAGUUCAUUCGCUCCAGUAAGUAUGAGGAAUGCAUUCACAGGAAUCAGAGCACUCUGGCUUUAGAAAGCAACGUCCCAGAGCAUUCUGCUGGUGUUAAUUUUGGCUACGAAACAGCAUUGCAGUUUUAAACUGUCGGGGAGCGAUUGUCUGUUCCCACAGCGGAGGCGCUUACGUCUGGAAGCAAAGUUGGACUCCGGAGCAGCUGUGGCUGGGCAGAGCUGCGCUCACUGCGUUUCCGAGGUACCGGUCAGCGGCUGCAGCUCGAGUCGGACUUCGGUGGCAUUGGCCCCUAAUUUCCUGGGCGUAAGCAUCACCGGACAGCUAGGAAGUCGGUGUGAAGGAUGUCGUCUUGUGGUAACUUCAGCAGCGUGCAGAAAGGUAGCAGCGUAAAGAGCAGCCUUCUACUGUUCACCGCAGGGCUGAUCGGCAACAUCAUCGCGCUGAUGAUACUCUGGAAGCACAAGAGGGAGAGCAAGGGGCAAGUGUCCGUCUUCUACAUUCUCGUCACUGAGCUGGUGGUGACAGAUCUACUAGGAAAGUGCCUGAUUAGCCCAAUAGUGUUCGUGUCCUACGCUACCAACCGUACAUUGACAGCCCUGGCAGAACACAACAGCCUGUGUCUCUACUUCUCUGUCGUCAUGUCCUUCUUCGGCUUGGCCUCGAUGUUCUUCUUGUUUGCCAUGGCAGUGGAGUGCUGGCUCUCUAUAAGUCACCCUUUCUUGUAUCAGAAGUACUUCACCAAGCGCCGAGUGGUUAUCGUUUUCCCCGCCGUGUACUUCUGCUGUCUGUUCAUUUGUUUAAUGCCCUUGCUGGGACUAGGCAGCAUCAAACAGUACUGCCCGGGGACCUGGUGCUUCUUUGACAUGACCAAUAACAACAACAAGUCCUUGUUCUUCUCCGUGCUUUACGCGACUCUCAUGGCGAUCCUCAUCGCCGCCGUGCUAGUGUGCAAUAGUUCCGUGGCAAUAACUUUAACCAAAAUGUACCGAAGGCACAAGGAAAUGGGCAGCAGCCGCGUGAAGCACUUCGAACGGCACCAGGAGCUGGACAACCUCGUCCUGUUGGUUCUCAUGAACGUUAUUUUCCUCAUCUGUUCUCUGCCUCUCACGAUUCGUGCAUAUAUUGGUGCAUUUGCUCCUGAUGGCAAAGAUGAAGAAGAUUUGAUUGCCCUAAAGUGUGCUUCGGUGAAUUCGAUCGUUGAUCCAUGGGUUUUCAUAAUUUUCAGAACAUCUGUUUUCCGGAAACUACUUUUUGUAUGUUUCAAAGAUUCUUCCACAAGGAUGAACUUACAGUCAGUGCCUGCUGUUGAAAAUUAAAACACUGUUCUUGAUAGUGGAAUUAUUUUAUUGCCUUGCUAUUUCUUUGAUUUUUCAAGUUAAAAUAAAAAUGGAGGCUCUUCAAAAGUGGAAGAACAAGGAAUACUCAACAAAAUUCCAUAGUAAUGGGCAUUGCUUUUAAAGUUGGUAAAGACAUUCCCAGUAAUUUUAAAGCUCUUAAAGUUGUGAAAGGCAUUACUCAAACUGGAGCAGAGAAAACUAAGAUUAAUUUAUGCAGUUGUAACCUUCUAUCUGUAAGUUGCAACCUAUUAUUAUUAUGUUUCUAUGUACGUAUAUAUUCAUAAUGUUUGCAUGCUUGUUAAUGAUUGUCUCUGGCUAAAGUAUGAAUCUAUACAACUUCAAUAAUAAUAUGUUUAAUGGACAAUUUUUGUCUGUGUUCCAACUUGUCAGAAUUGCUUUAAAUCUGGAUAAAUCCCAAUUUCAAUUUGUCUAGUUCUGUUUGCUGACUUAAUAAUACACCUGAGAUAGAUAUUUCAUUCUAUUUGGAGUUUUCACAGGACUCUAAAGACAUUUAGUGGGCACUAAAAAUAAUGUAAGUGCACCAGCAAUGUUCUGCAAGAUUUUUCAGAUUUGAAUCUUGUGAUAGUGGGCUUAAAACUAAACAUUAAUGUGGUGUUCACGAGCAUUAACAUCACCAUAAUAUGUCAACUCAUGGUCUGGCACAUGUAUUGAUAUCAAGCCAGUGUAUCAUUCCAGCCUCAAUGAACACACAGGCAUGCUUGGAGCAGUACCAUAAACACCUAAAAAUGAGGUUGCAGUACAGGACCUCAUACAUGCUAAGCUGCAAACACAGCAUGCAAAAGACAGAGAUAACCAAAUGAUCAGAUCAAACUCUGCAAUCCUGCCACAUCUAAUCAUGAAACACGAUGAACAAUUAAACACCUAAAAGGAGAAGGAGCAUCUAAAAACACUCCUAUUCUCUGUGAUGGCGUGGCCCUCCCUCUGAAUGCUAAAGUGAAGGCUGCAAUAUUCACAAUCACUUUUCGCUGGAAGAGCUGUGGAAACUUGACCAGCUGUGUCCUGUUCACGGAAGCAGAACUAAUCAAAGCUGACUAUUUAUAUUUAAACCUAUGCCUGUGCUUAUUCCAAUGAAAAGGCGGAUUUGUAAGUUCACAGGCAAUGGAGGCAUUGUGAAUAUUGCUCUUGCCACUGUAUGUAAAGAGUUUGUACGUUCUGUCAGUGACCUCGUGCAUUUCCUCUGCAUGCUCUGAUUUCCUCCACAUCCCAAAGAUGUACAGAUUAGCAAGCUAAUUGAUCAUAUGGGUGAAAUUGGCAACGUUGGCUCAUUGGGCUGGAAGGGCCUAUUACUGUGUUGCGUCCCUAAAAUAAUAAAAAAAAACUAAAAAUAGAUCACUUGGAUGAAGAAAUGACAAACAGAGUUUGAUCCAAUCAAGGUGAGUGUGAGGUGUUGCACUUUGGAAGAUCAAUUGUAAAGGGACAGUACAGAGUUAAUGGCAGGGUCCUUAACAACGUUGAUGUACAGAGGAUCUAGUAAGCAGUCAAUAGCUCCCUGAAAGUAGCUGCACAGGCUUAUGGGCUGGUAAAGAAAGGCAUUAGUCAGGCAUUGAGUUCAAGAAUCAGGAUGUUAUGUUGCAACUGCUUAGGUUAUAUUUGGUGUAUUGCAAUCGAUUCUAGCUUCCCCUUUACUGGGAGUUGUUGGAGAAAGUGCAGAAGCAGUUCACCAGAAUGCUGCCUGGAUUCAAGGGAAUGUGCUCCAAGAAGAGAUUGGACAAUGCUGGGUUGUUUUCACUGGAGCAAGAGGUUGAGAACCUGAUAGAAGGUGUAGGUAGACAGCCAGUAACUUUUUUCCAAGAGUCAAAAUGUCUACUAUUAAGCUGCAUGUAUUUAGGUUGAGAGGGGAUCAGUUCAGAGGAGGUGUGCAGGGGCAAGAUUUUUAAUAUAGAAUGUAGUAGGCACCUUGAAUGCACUGCCACAGGUGCUGGUAGAGAUGAAUACAACAGAGGCAUCUUAGAUGGGAUACAUGAAUAUGCAGAGAAUGGAAGGAUAUGGACACUGUGAAGACAGAAGAAAUUAGUUACUUAUUUAGUUUCGAGUUCAAUUAGUUUGGCACAAUAUUUGGCAGAUUAAUUGGUGACAAGAUGAGGGGUAAUGUCUUUGAUCUUCCUUAUUUUUAACCAUGUUAUUGACUUAUCCAGGAAGAUGCCAGACAAGUAAUCUGGUAACAAGUAGUCAGUGGAGAAGACAAAACAAAAACUAGCUGAUAUAAAUAUUAGUGCUAAGAGAGUUGAAUAAGGUCAGUUUGAAUCUGAAACAUGUCCAACCACUGGAUCAACUUCUCAUAUAAUUAGACUCUGUUAUUUGACCAUAAUCAUUUAAAAUACUUCUAAGGAAUAUUUUAAAGAUCAUCAUCUCUACCGGUACAUUUCCCCAUUAAUAUCAUAAAUAAGAUUUCCCUGACCAUCAAUCUGAGAAUCAUUUGGAAUUUUGAAGUUCCCAAAUAUAAAAUCCAGAAUAAACUAUAUCACAUUGUAACACAUUAUAAUUACAUCAUACAUUAUAAUUACAUUACAUAUUAUAACCAUUUGGUUAUGAAUUUUAGAAAUUAAUGUAAACUUGGUGUAAAAGAAUUGCUUUUAUUUUGCAAAACCGGACCUUAUUUACCUAUUCCAAAAAAUGGCUCCAAAUGCUAAUGUUAACCUCUAGGGGGUGCAGAAGAAUUAAUUUACGUUAACAUUUCUUUCAUCCUCAAUCUGACGAACAUGCUGUUGGCUGCAUGCUUUCAUCUUCCAAAUUCAAGUAUUUUACCAUGAACAACGUAAUAAAUAUACAAUAAAUUAUAAAAUAACAGUGGAUUUUUCAUGAAAUUAUUUUAUAUGAUCUCUUGAUUGUUUCAGCUGCAGUUAAGAAAGCCAUAAUAUUUGUGUGAGAAGUGUUUGAUCUCUCAUUUGCUCUGGAUUUUAAUAAAUCUGGUUUCAUUCUCUGUACACUUUUGAAAAUGUUUAGUUUCAUUGGUGGCAAAAAUGU
Messenger RNA from Mobula hypostoma (lesser devil ray), 4467 nucleotides. RefSeq names its product prostaglandin D2 receptor-like. Gene Ontology annotation, cellular component: plasma membrane. Bases 487 to 1461 code for a protein of 324 amino acids. Gene Ontology annotation, molecular function: prostaglandin D receptor activity. The transcript is spliced from 2 exons. Gene Ontology annotation, biological process: G protein-coupled receptor signaling pathway; positive regulation of cytosolic calcium ion concentration; inflammatory response. The record is from RefSeq and is a predicted model, not a curated record. NCBI's taxonomy places the organism in Eukaryota, Metazoa, Chordata, Chondrichthyes, Myliobatiformes, Myliobatidae.